CUUAUCCGUAGCACUAGUGUUUCUGCGUGAGAGAAGCCGACUGUUGUUUACAGCAGAGAUUCCACGGAGCAGCGGAGACCCGCAGCCUACGCUAACCGAGGGCGAACCGUAGGAUUUCAGCCUCUGGAUAUACAUGCAACGGGAAUCUUUCUUUUCUCCCUUUUAUGAGGAUCAAGGCAAAACACGAAACCCUCGCAAAAGGGCAACUCCUUGUGGACACAUUCUCCCUCCCACCCUAGCCGAGGUCGUCUAGCUGGAGACCCAUUCUCUUGCGUGGCACAAGUCUGGUAUUUUCUUUCCGCUGCAAAUCCCGACUGACGACAGAGAUAAGUCUGGUUUUAAAAAGCGAUUUCUCACAGCGGGCCAGGACUGCUUGGUGGCGAUCGAGAGCCUGUGCGGGUUGAAUGGCAUAAACAAAAAGAGGGUUUUCAUUCAUUUUCAACCUCGCAGCCACCACCCCUGUGGAUCUGGACGUGUUUUCUGGCCCACUCCUCCCCUCGAACACAGUCAUUCACACGGGGGUUCUUGUGAGCAACACUGGCGUUAAUUUAUUAUGAUGGUGAAGGCUUCUAAUAACAUUUAGUCUGUUUUUUUUUAAUUGUUAUUAGCAGGCCUGAUCGCACUGUAGGUCUACGCGCACUGCUGUUUUCAAGAGAUGGAGACUGAAGAUGGGGAUUACCAUCAUUUAUCCAGUCAAAUCACUGGCUUGUGUGCCAUACCAACCGACGUCAACGUAUCCUGUGAUUGGCAAAAAUAGCAGACUGUUUUUUUUUCUUCAAAGGAAUUCCCUGUUAUAACGAUUUGUACACAUUUAUAUAUUAUAUAUAUAUAUUUUUUUUUUUCUUAGAGCAAAUCCUGGAAGCCACGCAUUUUCAGGCUACAGAGUAGCGUUUUUUGGGCUCCAGACACAUUCAGUCACCCCUCCCCUCUUUUCAUAUUCUUCUAUGAGGAGCUGGUGUGUGUGCAGCCUUCAUCGUUUUAUUUCAAUUUUAUCCCUGCCUUAAGGGUGUUGAAAGGUGAAUAAUGUCAAGGAACAUGAGGACUGGCACACUCAUGGGCAGCCCGACCUUGUUUUGGGGUCUGAUGCUGUUUGUCUCCACUAUCUGCAUCUGGUCCACACAUGGAGAAAUCUGUGGUCCAAGUAUCGACAUCCGGAAUGAGAUCGGCGAGUUCAAGCGGCUGGAAAACUGUACGGUGGUGGAGGGCUACCUGCGGAUCCUCCUCAUUAACGACAAGACCAACAACAUCCACCAGGAGGCCUUCCGCUCCCUCAGCUUCCCAAAGCUGACCGUCAUCACCGACUACCUGCUGCUGUUUCGCGUCUCGGGCCUGGACAGCCUCAGCACGCUCUUCCCUAACCUGAGUGUCAUCCGGGGACGCAAUCUCUUCUACAACUACGCCCUUGUGAUCUACGAGAUGACCAGCCUGAAGGACAUCGGACUGUACAACCUGAGGAACAUCACCCGCGGAGCCGUGCGGUUUGAAAAGAACCCUGAGCUCUGCUACCUGGACUCGGUAGACUGGUCUCUUAUUACGGAUGCUGGAACCAACAACAUUAUCAAUGGGAAUAAGAAGCCAAAGGAGUGUGACAAUGUCUGCCCUGGAAUCAUGGAGGAUAACCCUCUUUGUCAGCGGACAAAGUUAAAAGACAAGUACAACUACCGCUGUUGGACCUCCAACCAGUGCCAGAAAGUAUGCCCAGAACACUGCAAGUUAUCCUGUACAGACAAGGGAGAGUGUUGCCACAGCCAGUGCCUGGGAACCUGCACUGAACCCAACAAAGACAUGGCCUGCUCCGGCUGCCUCCACUACUACCACGAGGGUCACUGUGUGCCAGACUGUCCCCCAGACACUUUCAAGUUUGAGGGCUGGCGCUGCAUAACCAUGGACCUGUGCUCCCAAGUGCACCUGCCUGGGGACACUCACUUUGUCAUCCACGGGGGAGAAUGUAUGCCCGACUGCCCCUCUGGUUUCACACGCAACGAGACUAAUCGUAUGUUAUGCAAUGCCUGCAAUGGCCCGUGUGAUAAACCCUGCACAUCACCUGUCAUUGACUCUGUUGAUGCUGCCCAGUCCCUGAAGGACUGCACUGUCAUCGAAGGCAACCUGGACAUCAACAUCCGCCGUGGAAAUAACAUAGCGUCUGAGCUGGAGAGCUUCAUGGGAUUGAUUCAGAAAGUGACGGGCUAUGUAAAGAUUCGACACUCCCACGCACUUGGCUCGCUGUCCUUCCUCAAAAGCCUGCGUUACAUCAAUGGGCAGGAACUCAUCGACAACAUGUAUUCGUUCUCUGCCAUCAACAACCAGCACCUCCAGUACCUUUGGGACUGGAGUCAUCACAACCUGACAAUUGGGAAUGGACGUCUCUUCUUUCGUCUUAACCCCAAACUCUGCAUGUCUGAGAUCCACAAGAUGUGGGAGAAGACAGGCAUUGCUAUGAAGCCAGAGGAGGGAGAUUUCCGUAACAAUGGUGAAAGAGCCAGCUGUGAAAGCCAUAUCUUGAAGUUCAGGUCUAACAUUACAUCAAGUCAUAUGAUCAGGCUGACAUGGGAGCGCUACCGGCCGCCGGACUACAGAGACCUUAUCAGCUUCAUAGUCUACUACAAGGAGUCCCCUUUCCAGAACAUCACAGAGUUUGACGGGCAGGAUGGCUGUGGCUCAAACAGCUGGCACAUGGUGGAUGUGGAUUUCCCCCAGGAUAAAAACAAUGACCCAAAUGUCAGUCUUCAACAGCUCAAGCCCUGGACCCAGUACGCUAUUUUUGUGAAGGCCAUUACCCUGCAGGUAGAGGGCAAACACAUUACCGGAGCAAAGAGUGAUAUAAUCUACAUACGCACACGCCCAUCGCUGCCGUCUAUGCCUAAAGAUGCCCGUGCAUAUGCCAACUCUUCAACCAGCCUCAUGGUGAAGUGGUCACCUCCAGCCUUUCCCAACGGCAAUCUGACCUACUACCUGGUCCGCUGGCAGCAGCAGCCUGAGGACAGGGAGCUCUACCAACAUAACUACUGCUCCAAAGAGCUGAAGAUCCCAAUCCGUAUCCCAGCCACAGGGUUCAUGGACAUGGAAGAGAACACCAAGCCCACCAAGUCAGACCUGGCAGGCGCAGAGAAGGGCCCAUGCUGUAUUUGCCAGAAGACACCUGAGGAGAAAGACCGGGAGAAGGAUGACCGUGUCUUUUUUAAAAAGUUCGAGAACUUCCUUCACAAUGCCAUUUUUCUGCCAAGACCUCCAGAUCGUCGACGUAGAGAUGUUUUUGGUGUGGCUAACAACACAUUGCUGCAUGAGGGUGUUGGUAAGGGAAACACCACCCUUGGCCCGGGGGAUAACAGUACAGAUGGCAUUCCUCCUAUCAAGGAGUACCCCUUCUCCGAUGACAAGACCACAGCAGAAAAUUUAGAGAUUCCGAACCUGCGUCCCUUCACUGUCUACCGCAUUGACAUCCAUGCAUGCAACGAGGAGGUAGGGCGCUGUAGCGCUGGGGCCUUCGUCUUCUCCAGGACCAAACCUGCAGUCAAAGCAGAUGACAUCCCUGGAAAGGUGAUCUAUGAGAGGAGUGAGAAGGUUGAAGGUUGUGUGGUGCUGCAUUGGCCUGAACCCGCCAUGCCAAACGGACUCAUCCUGAUGUAUGAGAUCAAGUUCGGUCUGGGGACUGAGCCUGAGAAACAUGAGUGUGUGUCGCGGCAGCAGUACCGGGAGAACAGAGGAGCUCGGCUGACCAACCUGGGCUCAGGGAACUACUCUGCUCGCGUGCGUGCCACUUCACUAGCGGGGAACGGUUCCUGGACGGAGAGCGUGUCCUUCUAUGUGCCUCCACCCAUACGAGGCGAUGGUGUUACAUUCUACUUGGUCAUCAUAAUUCCCAUCAUUGUGACCCUUUCCAUUGCCAGCCUCACCACGAUUCUCUACUUUGUGAACAAAAAGAGGAACAGCGACCGAUUGGGGAAUGGCGUCCUUUACGCGUCCGUCAACCCCGAGUAUUUCAGUGCUGCUGAGAUGUAUGUCCCAGAUGAGUGGGAGGUGGCCAGGGAGAAGAUCACAAUGCACAAGGAGCUAGGCCAGGGCUCCUUUGGUAUGGUGUACGAAGGCAUUGCCAAGGGAGUGGUGAAGGAUGAACCCGAGACACGAGUGGCAAUCAAGACGGUUAAUGAGUCGGCCAGCAUGAGGGAGCGCAUAGAGUUCUUGAACGAAGCCUCUGUCAUGAAGGAGUUUAACUGUCAUCAUGUGGUGCGGCUGCUGGGCGUGGUCUCGCAGGGACAGCCUACCUUGGUGAUUAUGGAACUGAUGACCCGCGGAGAUCUCAAGAGCUACCUGCGCUCUCUGCGCAAAGAAAACAGCAACAGCCAGGUCCUACCCCCGCUCAAAAAGAUGAUCCAGAUGGCAGGGGAAAUUGCCGACGGCAUGUCGUACCUAAAUGCCAACAAAUUUGUCCACAGAGAUCUGGCUGCCAGGAACUGCAUGGUAGCAGAGGACUUCACUGUGAAGAUUGGAGAUUUUGGCAUGACCAGAGAUAUAUAUGAGACGGAUUACUACAGAAAAGGAGGAAAGGGCCUGCUGCCUGUCCGCUGGAUGUCUCCAGAGUCGCUGAAAGAUGGCGUAUUCACUACAACGUCUGAUGUCUGGUCAUUUGGUGUUGUGCUGUGGGAGAUCGCCACCUUAGCAGAGCAGCCUUACCAGGGCAUGUCCAAUGAACAAGUGCUGCGUUUUGUCAUGGAAGGAGGACUCUUGGACAAACCUGACAACUGCCCGGAUAUGCUGUUUGAGCUGAUGAGGAUGUGCUGGCAGUAUAAUCCCAAGAUGCGUCCAUCCUUCCUGGAGAUCAUCAGCAGCAUCAAAGAAGAACUGGAUCCUCCCUUCAGGGAAGUGAGCUUCUUCUUCAGCGAGGAGAACAAGCCGCCGGACACCGAGGAGCUGGACAUGGAGGUAGAAAACAUGGAGAACAUUCCACUGGACCCUGCAUCCACCAGGCAGCCCUCUGCUACUGUCGCUGCCCCCUUAUUAGGGUGUACAGGAGGCACGCCGCCUCCUUCUACCCAGCAGUUAUCCCCCAUGCAAGGCCCGAGUACUCCGUUACUGGGACAUGUGUCUCCCUCAUCCCCGGGCCCAGUUGCCUCAGCGUCUCCAGGCCAAGCCUUGGACAAGCACUCAGGACAUGUUUCAGCCAACGGGCCUGUGGUGGUACUCCGGCCCAACUUUGACGAGAUACAACCCUAUGCACACAUGAACGGGGGCAGAAAGAACGAACGGGCGUUGCCACUGCCCCAGUCGUCGGCCUGCUGAUAUCAGACCAGCCCCUCUUCCUCCUCUUACAGGGUAACACAAACCUUUCCACCAUCUCUUAAGGAGGGAUGGAUGAGGUAAGAAAUGACUUUCUUCUACUGUGUACCAGUAGAUUGUUUCUCCACUCCUUAAAGGUCAAACAAAGUCCAAAAACUGA
This is a messenger RNA of Etheostoma cragini (Arkansas darter), 5434 nucleotides long. It is a transcript of the gene igf1ra, whose product is annotated as insulin-like growth factor 1a receptor. Gene Ontology annotation, molecular function: insulin receptor substrate binding; insulin receptor activity; phosphatidylinositol 3-kinase binding. NCBI's taxonomy places the organism in Eukaryota, Metazoa, Chordata, Actinopteri, Perciformes, Percidae. The coding region runs from base 1024 to 5277 and encodes 1417 amino acids. Gene Ontology annotation, biological process: multicellular organism development; positive regulation of MAPK cascade; insulin-like growth factor receptor signaling pathway. Gene Ontology annotation, cellular component: axon; insulin receptor complex; membrane. The transcript is spliced from 21 exons. The record is from RefSeq and is a predicted model, not a curated record.